This is a messenger RNA of Adineta ricciae, 657 nucleotides long. The record is from the annotation of a GenBank genome assembly. Lineage: Eukaryota; Metazoa; Rotifera; Eurotatoria; Adinetida; Adinetidae.
AUGGCUACGAAUACUCAACCAUCUCCAGACCAAACCAGAACAGGCGUCUCUUCAUCGCAAAAUUACUAUGACUUACUAGGCAUAACACCACAAGCGACUGAUGAAGAAAUAAGACGUGCUUAUAGAAAAACAGCUUUACGUCUGCAUCCCGACAAAAAUCCUGAUCCUGAAGCAGCUGCUCAAUUUCAUGCGGUUGACAAGGCAUAUAAAAUUCUCAUCGAUCCAAAAUUGAGAUCGACCUAUGAUCAACUAGGUCCAAAAGCGGCCGAUGCUAUGCGUCGAAUGAACGAAGAAUAUUCUGAAGCAUUGGCGCAGAUGCCUCGAUGGAAAAAAAUUCUGUUUGCAUUUUUAUGUAUCAGCACUUGCUGUUGUUUCGGCGCUGGUUGCUGCUGCCUUUGUGGUUGCGGUUGUUGUUGUAAUUUCUGCUGCAAUCAUUGCUGUGGUAAAUACAAACGUGAAGAAGACGAUGUCUUUUCCUCAUUCCAGGAAAACGAUGAUAUACCUGGUAUAUAUACUCAGCGAAAUGUGAAUGGUACAUCACCAACAGUGAUCAUUACUAGUCCACAAGAAACGGAUCCUGUCCUUGGUUCAACCGGUGAACAAACAUCUGUUCUUAUGCCGCCGUCCUAUGAGUCUAUAUCAGUGGGGAGUCAAUAA